UUUAUUAAUUGUUUCUAUAUUUGAGGUUUUUGUUUAGGGUUUUUUAGUUUUAAACAUGGCUCCUUCUUCUAAAAAAGCAAAGAAGGUUUCAGAAUCUCUUAACUCUCGUCUUGCUUUGGUAAUGAAAUCUGGAAAAUGUGUUUUGGGUUAUAAAUCUACUUUAAAGACUUUACGCAGUGGAAAAUCAAAACUUGUAAUUAUAUCAGGGAAUUGCCCCCACUUGAGAAAAUCGGAAUUGGAAUAUUAUGCUAUGUUAGCAAAAACUAAUGUUCAUCAUUACUCUGGCAAUAAUAUUGAACUGGGUACUGCAUGUGGGAAGUUUUUCCGUAUUUCUACUUUAAGUAUUACAGAUCCUGGUGAUUCAGAUAUUCUUACUUCGACUUUAUAAAUUAUUGGUUUUAUAUAUGAAUAUGUUUUUAAUUGAUUGUAUA
This is a messenger RNA of Pneumocystis carinii B80, 431 nucleotides long. Its product is annotated as 60S ribosomal protein L30. Gene Ontology annotation, molecular function: structural constituent of ribosome; RNA binding. Gene Ontology annotation, cellular component: cytosolic large ribosomal subunit. The coding region runs from base 56 to 388 and encodes 110 amino acids. The transcript has 3 exons. Lineage: Eukaryota; Fungi; Ascomycota; Pneumocystomycetes; Pneumocystales; Pneumocystaceae. The record is from RefSeq and is a predicted model, not a curated record.